Messenger RNA from Oreochromis niloticus (Nile tilapia), 3378 nucleotides. RefSeq lists its product as uncharacterized. Gene Ontology annotation, molecular function: DNA binding. The transcript is spliced from 20 exons. Bases 23 to 3274 code for a protein of 1083 amino acids. The record is from RefSeq and is a predicted model, not a curated record. Lineage: Eukaryota; Metazoa; Chordata; Actinopteri; Cichliformes; Cichlidae.
CUCGUGAGAGUUUAGAAGCAUCAUGGAGGAGGAACUUGAAAGUACCAGCUCUCAGGUGGUGUUUGUGAGCAGCGAGGAGCCAAAGAGUACAGAGGAACAGCAACAGGUUGCUGGCAUCUCCAAGACUCAAAGGCAUCACAAUGUCAGAAAUGGACACAAGUGUCCCAUAUGUGCACAUGUAUAUGCUGAUAUUGUUCAGCACCUAAGAGUCACAGAGAAGGUGGUAAAUGAAACUGAGCUGCUUCUUUUGAGCCAAUUUUCUCAUCGGCACUUUUCUGCAAAUCUGGACUGUCCAGUCCGCUUAUGUCAGUCAAAACAUCUUAAUCGGCUUGAUAAGCACCUGGAAAAGGUCCACAAAUUACAGAAACCUGUGAUUAAACUUUACAUGCAAAAGGCCAAGGACAGACACGUUGCUAAAGAACUGGCACUUCUGAGGGCAUCAAAUCCCACACCGCAAAUGGUCUCACAUGUUGAUGAAGUGGAUGAUGCAGUAAUUGAGGAGGCCAUCUUUAGGGCACUGGAGGAAGGGUCAAAGGUUGCUUCUCCUAUAGUCUCUUCCAGCAAGGCUCCCAGUGACCAUGCUACACCGAUCCACCGGCCUGCUCCUCCCUCUGACAGGGAGGCUCCCAGUGACUCUACCAGACCAAACCUACAGCCUCCUCUCUCUGCCAGUGCCACUCUCAGUGACCACACCAUCCCAAUUAUGCAGCCUCCUUCUAUCUCCACCAGCAAGAUUACUUGUGAUUCAACAGUGGUAUCCCCUGAUGUGUUAAUCCCAAGCAGUGCACCUUACUAUGCAGUACAGCAGUGGAGGGGACGUCCUCUCCUGAGGACACCUGCUCCUGGUUGCAAAAACUGUCAGAUACUGUUCACUGAGCUACAGGUGGUGAAGCAGUUGCUAGAGUGUGAAAUUGAAAGGAAUCAUGAGCUCAAGCAGAUACAUUCUUCAGCCAAGCAUCCAAAUGUUAAAAAUAGCAGACGUAAACGUUUUUCACCCAGCAAAAUCCCUCACUAUGUAAGACUUGUGGAGGAAUUUAGGGCCCAUGCAGAAGGUGUGAACCCUAGCAGAAAUCUACGUGAAAAUGCAAGGCAGCGAGCCACUCAUGUCAUCCAUUUUCUGGAAUUCAUGGCAGACCCAGCAAUUCCAAACGUUGACCUUCUGUUUCUGAGGAACCAUGGAAAAGUCCGUGAUUUUCUAGCACACCUGCAAGCAAAAGGGUUUAAACCAACAACUCAGAGAGCUUAUCUGAUGGAUGCUGUUGCUUUCACGAAAUAUAUAUUAAACAUGUCACCACCACAAGUCAGACUUGGAAUUAAAAGGAUCAACGCCCUUUUGGUCGAACUGAGGGCACGUAACAGAGAUGUUGGCCGUGAAGUAGUCGUGUACCAGCUGAAUGUGCGGAGAUCUAAGUCUAACAGACUUAUCCAAGCAGAAAAACAUGCUUUGUUCAUUGAAGAGGCUCCCCAGAAGAUUGCUGCCGCACUGGAUUACCUCGAGAAGCAACCCCAGAACAGAUCAAUAGUAAAAUUGUUUUUUGGACUGUUGGGUGGAUACCUCAUUGCCAUAACUGGCCACCGAAAGGGAGUGGUCAUCAACAUGACUACUGAGGAGGUUGAAAUGGCAGAAAAAACUAAGCAGGGUGCCCGCAUCAUCCGUAUUAAACAGCACAAGACUCAAAGAUACCAUGGGCAAGCAGCUGUCCCCCUGUACAAGAAUGAGUAUACCUGGUUGCAGCGUUACAAUCAUAUUAGAGAGUAUAUUGAAGGGGGUUCGGAGGCACCGACUUUUUUCCACAGUUCCAGUGGAGGUGUUCUUCAUAGACUACCGGUAUUUUUCAAGGCAGCCUGGGAGAUGAUGAAUCUGGGGAUUGCCCCCACCUUCAACAUGAUACGUUCCUCCUGUAGCACUUACGCCAAGCGACAGUUGGGACGUAAAUCUUACUACAGAGUGGCAACGUUUAUGUGCCAUGAUGCCGUCACAGCCAAAAGAUUUUACCAAGCUGAGGAACCUGCAGAGGACACACUCCAGAGCCGAGCACUGACAACAAAUGCAAUUGCAACAUAUGCAGCAAAUAAAAGGAAAAGGAGAGCGGACAGAGGGUCUAUGCAGGACAAGGACAGUCAUGGAUGUGACAAGGAAGAGCAGCAGUCAUCAGUAACAGAGGAGCUUUUAGACAGAAGGCUCUUCCAGUGUAGCAGUAACAAGAUGGUGAGCCCAGGUCAGGGUGAGGGUGCCGGUAGUGCUGGAGCCACAAUAAGAGAAACUAAACGGGAUUUGAAAGAGGAGGUGGAGCAGCUACAAAAUAUGACAUGCCAGUUGCGCAAGAGAAAAAUGGUCAUCUUUUACAAAAAUGAUAGGACAGGUGUGAGGAAACUCACACAAGAAGACAAUCCAGAAGAGGACGAGGAGGAGGAUGAAGCGAGAGAAUGGGUUCCUAAGCAGUCUGUGAGCUCAUCUGAAGAUGAUGGGACAGAUGACUGGAAACCCACACAGGAAGAAUCUGAAGGCUAUUCAGAAGAGGAGGAAGAACAAAAACGGAAAAGGGUUCCUAAGGACAGGGAAACGGCGAUGAGCUCAUUACCAGUACAACACCAAAUUCCAGUUGUUACUCUGAAUUCAGUCACUCUCAAGAUGGACAAGGUCACAGUGGAGGUCCCUCCUGGUAUGCAGCAGGCCUAUGUAAGCCAAGACACAGCAAGGACUGUGAAUAAGAGUUCAGAAAAAAGUGUGAUUCACCAAACCAGUUGCCUGAAGAGGCUCACUUUUCAUCAGUCAACUCUCUUUGAAGACCCCAUACCAAGAUCUGGUAACAACAAGAAAGACCAAAGUGGAAUCCCAUCUGCACCAAUAAUCACCUCAGAACAAGUGAAAGAGAAAGAGGUGCAAGAAGAGCCUCUGGAGAAGAUAAAGAGUGGAGCCAAAGGAGAAAAGAGAAAAGAAAAGUUACAAAAGGAGCCUCUGGAGAAGAGGAGGAGUGAAAGGAAAGGAAGGAAGAGAAAGGAAAAAGUACAGCUUGAGCCCCUGGAGAAGAUGGGGAGCAAAAGGCAAAGGAGGGAAGAAAAGAUACAAGCAGAGCCUCUGAAGAAGAUGAAGAGUGAAGCCAAAGGAGGAAAGAGAAAAGAAAAGGUACAGCAGGAGCCUCUGGAGAAGCUGAGGAGCAAAAGGCAAAGGAGGGAAGAAAAGAUACAGGCAGAGCCUCUGGAGAAGAUGAGGAGUGAAGGGGGGAAAAGGACUCUGAAAAUAAGGUGCAAUUUAUUCCAUUGCUCCCAGUAAGCCCAAGAAAUGCCUUAUUUGAGGGCUUUUGCAUUGUAUUUGUUUUUGAAGAUCCCCCUUUUUUAUUACAUAAAAGAGUUGUUAAUUAAAAGUGAUCGUCUAAU